UAGAGUUGGGCGGUGCUGCCCUAUUUAAACUGUUUUCCCCUCGCUGAUGUGUUAGAGGUGAUCUUACGUUGAGUUUACAACACGCGUGAGAAUAUCAGACGCCAUCCAAGAUGAGUGACAGCAAUCCCGUCAAUCAGGAAGUGGAGAACUUUGACAAGAAAUGUCUAAAGAAGACAAAUACAGCAGAGAAGAAUACCCUGCCAACCAAAGACGAUAUCGAGCAGGAGAAGAAGGCAUGCGGUGGACAGGGCCCCAAGUGAACAGCUGGGGUUCCUCCCUUCCCUUUCCAGGCCCCUUUUCCACCUCCCUGUUGCCAGGAUGCUCUCUGUCCAGCUGCUCUUGGCCUCUUCAUUCUACCCCAGCAUGUUCACCUUAAUGGCACUGAAACACUGGGAUGGAUCGGUUGAUUGGGGGGGGUGGAGUUCUCGGAAGGGCGAAAGGAGGAGAGGCAGUGUUCCAGCACUUGGAGCAUGUAAAAUUGCAGCUGUGUAAAUUUUAAAUUUUGCUUUAAAAAAUUAUGCAUUCCCUUGAGAGGAGAGAGAAGGCAGAAGAUGUGAGAAGGUUUUGAUGGCUGUAGAAGUGCUUGCACUAUAAUCAGAUGUUAACACCACUAUAACUCUCUGAAUCUGAUGCCAUUUUUGGAUUUGUUCUUUAAAUAACAUGAAAGAUUUUAAAAUAAAUUCAGUAUUUUAAA
Messenger RNA from Scleropages formosus (Asian bonytongue), 694 nucleotides. Its product is annotated as thymosin beta-a-like. The record is from RefSeq and is a predicted model, not a curated record. The transcript is spliced from 3 exons. Lineage: Eukaryota; Metazoa; Chordata; Actinopteri; Osteoglossiformes; Osteoglossidae. Gene Ontology annotation, cellular component: cytoplasm. Gene Ontology annotation, biological process: regulation of cell migration; actin filament organization. Gene Ontology annotation, molecular function: actin monomer binding. Bases 111 to 260 code for a protein of 49 amino acids.